AUGAAGUGUGGCAUCGUCCUAGUUGCGCUUGCCUUGUUAAUGCUAGGCAGCUGUCCCCUCAUCCAUGCUCUCUUCAGACAGCCUGCAAUAAUGGAUGGAACACUGCUUGAAGUUCCGGACCAGGAAGAGGAGGAGAGGAUGUGGGUGGACCCAACCCCCAAAAUCGAAGAUAACGAUGGCAACGACGUGGACGAUGUUGGGACCAAACGAACGCUGGAGGAGGCAGAGGAGCGAGAGAAGGAAGCAAAGCGAAAGGCUGACGAGGAGGAGGAGGAGUUUGAACGACUGAUCCAUAUUGAAAAAUUCAAAAGGACUUUGUUGCAACGUCUCCACUUGACCUCCCCUCCUGACUUCAGCCAUCACGGUGGUAUGGCCAACCGAACACAUGGAAGACGUGUGCUUCGAUCCCUUCCAUUGGCUCUUCAAGGACGCCUCUUAAACCAGAUGCGUGCUGAAGAUGGAAUGGCAGAGCCACCACCGGAUAGAACGGACGAGAGGGAAACUCUUAUCCUUCUCAAACACCUGCACUGGAGGCUACCAAAAGUUGCCUCUGCUACUUUUGGAAUUGAAAUGGCUGAUGACAUCGACCCCUCGAGAAUUCAGUCGGCUUUUCUCCGAUUUGAACACGUUGAGGUUUGGGAGAUCUUCAUGACUCCGAGUGAGGAGGAAGGGAAAAUGACGAACGCAGCGGUAGACCAACCGUCUUUGGAACAAUACAAUAACCUGACGUGGAUGUUCGAACGACAACCCACCAAAUACACGAGUCUUCCAGCACCCACAGUUAUUCGUCGAUCCUUAGGGUCCCCAAUGGAACGCCGUCGAACUGGUUCCAUCCGCAUUCGUCCGGGUCGUCUGGCGGAGACCUUUGUGCCGAGUUGUCCGGGUUUGGUUCAAGUCACCUUUGAAAUCAGUGGCUCCUUCGCCCAGUGGAUGUCACAUAGGCGGCGAAUGCCACUGAUGCGAAAACUAGUCCGCUCUCUCAUUGUUGUCUGUCCGGAUUGCAGCAGUCAUGUAGAUCCUGUUGAUGUUAACAAGGGCAUCCUUGAAAUUCAUCACCGCAAUAUCGUUCGACGAACACGGAGGUCGCUUGACACCAACAGCUCUCAGCAUGUCCCCAUCGGGAAUCCGUGCAGCCCGAAGGGACACAAGUUCAGCUGCUGUACGCAGCCCUUCUCGUUGAACUUAGAGGAUGUUGGUUGGAAUAACUGGAUUCUUCAUCCAAAAACCGUUGAACCCAACUACUGUCACGGUUCUUGCCAAGCUGACGGGAUUCAGAAGACCCCGCAUUCUGACCUGAUGCACUUGUACCGGAGUCAAAAUUACGACCGCCUCUCAGAAGUUCAGCGGGAAGCGAUGCUCUCCUGUUGUCACCCCGUCAAGAUGGCAAGCACCAGUGUGCUCUACGUGGAUCCCGACAAUGAGUUGCACAUGGACACCCUUCACAACAUCAUUGUCCUAGAGUGCGGUUGUAGUUGA
Molecule: messenger RNA, 1476 nt
Organism: Echinococcus granulosus
Lineage: Eukaryota; Metazoa; Platyhelminthes; Cestoda; Cyclophyllidea; Taeniidae
Product: Inhibin beta A chain
Exons: 5
Coding region: 1-1476 (491 amino acids)
Biological process (GO): SMAD protein signal transduction
Cellular component (GO): extracellular region
Molecular function (GO): growth factor activity; cytokine activity
Source: RefSeq, a predicted model, not a curated record